Sarcophilus harrisii (Tasmanian devil) is the source of this 2270-nucleotide messenger RNA. RefSeq names its product voltage-dependent calcium channel subunit alpha-2/delta-4-like. Gene Ontology annotation, molecular function: voltage-gated calcium channel activity. Bases 37 to 855 code for a protein of 272 amino acids. Gene Ontology annotation, cellular component: voltage-gated calcium channel complex. Lineage: Eukaryota; Metazoa; Chordata; Mammalia; Dasyuromorphia; Dasyuridae. The record is from RefSeq and is a predicted model, not a curated record. The transcript is spliced from 11 exons.
UCUCUCCUGCUCUCUCUGGUCCUAACUUCUGGUUUGAUGCCUUCCUUGAAUACUUUUACUCUUACCCAGUCCAGUAACUUGGAUUGCAGCCAAGUGGAUGGAAUCUGUUCGCUAAGCUGUCAGGACAGUGACCUAGACUGCUUUGUCAUAGACAACAAUGGAUUCAUUCUUAUCUCCAAGAGAUCCCAAGAGACUGGAAGAUUCCUGGGAGAGGUGGAUGGCUCAGUCAUGACCUACCUGCUCAACAUGGGGGUAUUCAGUCAAGUGACUAUGUAUGAUUACCAGGCUAUGUGCAAAAUGUCCCACCAUCACCACAAUGGGGGAAGGCACCUUCUCAGUCCCAUCUAUUGGAUUGUGACUGCUGCCAAAUGGCUGAUGAGUGAGCUCUUCAUGUUCUUCUUAGAGUGGGGUACAUGGGGCUGCUGGCAGUGGGAGAGCAGGGCAGAGGCCCACAAGCUCAAGAAGCAAGAUAUAUUGCAACCCUGUGACACAGAGUAUCCUGUAUUUGUGUACCAGAACUCUAUCCAGGAGACCAAUGGGAUCAUGGAGUGUGGAGGCUGUAGAAAGAUGUUUGUGAUUCAACAGAUUCCCAACAGUAACCUCCUUCUUGUAGUGACCGACUCCACCUGUGACUGCAGCAUGUUUCCACCUGUCCUUCAAGAAGCCACAGAAGUCAAAUAUAAUGCAUCUGUCAAGUGUGACAGGAUGCGCUCCCAGAAACUCCGGAGGCGCCCAGACACCUGCCACGCAUUUCAUCCAGAGGAAAAUGCCCAGGACUGUGGAGGUGCUGCAGAGAACUUAGCCUCGAUCACACUGCUCCUGUUGCCCCUGGGAACCUGGGUGCUGCUGCGGUGACACAGCUCACAACCUUACCUACAAUGGGGUAAACAAGGCUGCCUCUUCCUUGAGCAGAUGUUCCAAAAAACUAUGACUGAUUUGAGAUCCAGUCUUUCCCACGUGGGCUAUUGAAGCCUCCCUUUUUCAUAUGGAAAAUUACUGCAGACUGUUUGGCUAGGAAAAAAGGCUCCCAAGAACCUCUUCCCAAGUACUAUCUGCCUCAAGGUUCAGUGUGGUUCUCAGGUAGCUCCCAGCUACCAACCCCUUCCUUAGUUAAGCAUGAAUAGAUACUGAUUUGACUGAAGUUUUCACUUCCAUUAAUUCACUUAGGUGCCAGGUUUCUGGUUUGAUCAAGGAAAGAAUUGACUAUUUUCACUUAACAGGUUGUUUAGAGAAGAAAGUCUCAGUUUUACAGGUACUGAGACAGGAAGACAGAACAACACAGAAGAAAUAUUACAGAAAAGACAAAAAUGCCACAGAAACUUCAAGGAAAGUAAAGCUUACUUUGGGAUACAUUUCAUUCUCUGGGGUCUGUUCAAGUUCUUAUGGGUAUGGGUGUAGGAAGGUAUAUGUUUGUGCAGGUAGGAAGAGCAAAUGAAAAAGACCCAAGAAGGGCAAAAACAAAUUUCUUUGGGUAAUGGCUUACCGCUCCAAAUGACAGUCUAAUAGUUGGAGAACUUCUAGACACAGCAUCAAUUCAAUAAACAUGUAUUGAACAUUAUGUGCUAGUUUCUGGAGAUACAAAGUCAAAAAUAAAAGUCCCUACCUUUGAGAAUGAAAUCGAGUAAGGAAUUAGGCAGGAAAAAUAUCUUGUGUAUAGCCAAACAAAUACAACAUAUAUACAAGUAAUUUCCAAGAGGGGGGAAUUUCCAAGAGAAGUUUGAACACGAAGGGCACUUUAUUAACAAUGGAGAUUGGGAUCUAAAAGAGGACACAGUGGAAGGACAAAGCAGAGUGGGGUAGGGACACAGAAAGCAUAGGGUUGCCAUGGGCACAAAUCCAGGGGAGUAUUGCUGGAGAGAGGAGCUUCACUUUAGGUGGCUUGCAACUCAAGUGACUGAAAGAGUAACAAUGAUACUGACUGAUUUAUCAGCAAGGGGGGAGGAAUGGAAGUGAAGGGAUCUUUGGUCUUCAACUAGUGGCUAAUAUACUUGUACCACCUAUCCCACUGAAGGGCUGUGGAGAAAGCAUUUGGCACUAUAUAAAUGAGAUUUUAGAAAAUUAUUUUGAAAAAAGACAUCUUCCUAUUUAAUCUACUAAUAUAACGGAAGCUAAGUGGUACAGUGGAGAAGAUUGGGAAAAACAGUUUGAAUCCUUCCUCAUUUCUUCAGACUAUGACUCUAGACUAACAAGUUAGCUAACUUCCUCUUACCUUGCUUUCCUUGUCAGUAAAAUGUAAAUGUAAAUAAUUGCAUCUACUUCCCAGGGUUGCU